Messenger RNA from Phycodurus eques (leafy seadragon), 1254 nucleotides. It is a transcript of the gene nanog, whose product is annotated as nanog homeobox. NCBI's taxonomy places the organism in Eukaryota, Metazoa, Chordata, Actinopteri, Syngnathiformes, Syngnathidae. The transcript has 4 exons. Bases 1 to 1254 code for a protein of 417 amino acids. Gene Ontology annotation, molecular function: DNA-binding transcription factor activity, RNA polymerase II-specific; RNA polymerase II cis-regulatory region sequence-specific DNA binding. The record is from RefSeq and is a predicted model, not a curated record. Gene Ontology annotation, biological process: regulation of transcription by RNA polymerase II.
AUGGCAGACUGGAAGACGCAGCUGAGCUACAAGUACAAGCCGCCCUACCACGCCUACGCCUACGGCCUCGUGUAUCAAUCGGGCCACGAACAGAACCACUGCCCCGAAUUGAGCGACUACACGCCCGGGGUGGCGCAAGUCUACUACGCCGCCGCCGCCAGGCCCCGCCAAGAGUCGCCGCCUCACAGCCCGGAGCGGCGCGUCGCCAACGGCUAUUGCCGGUACCAGGGCUCCGGUCUCGUUUACCUCGGGGACAGCCAAGCGGGCCGCCUGCUGCGGGGUGCGACGCCCCGAUCCGCUUCCGAUGCGACGACCGCCGAGGAGCGCAGGAGGGCCGGCAGCGACUCCGCGAGCGACUCGGAGACUCACGCCUCUCCCGAUUCAUGGAGUUUUAAUAGCGGCCGAGAAAGUGGUUUCCCACAGGCGGACCCUACCACAUGGGUCAAGAAGGAGCUCAGCGAGGACGCUAACAGCAGGAGCCCCGACACCGGAGACCAGGUUUCCAGCUCGCUUAUGGGGGAGCUGUCCUCCUACACUGAUGUGGGCAAUCCGAACGCCAACGCUUUCCCUCUACAAGUGCCCUUACCGGCCCUGAAGAUGCCAAGCACGAAUGCGAAGAGCCCUAAGGGAAAGGUGCGCGUAGUCUUCUCCAAAAGCCAGAUGAACGCUCUUGUCCAGCGGUUCAGCGUGCAGAGAUACCUCACCCCGGCCGAGAUGAAGAACCUGGCCGAACUCACGGGACUUACCUACAAACAGGUGAAGACUUGGUUUCAAAAUCGAAGGAUGAAGCUGAGGAGACACCAGAAAGACAGCAAUUGGGUGUCCGAGCGCUACAUCAGCAACAACGGCCGCAGCCAAGCCGACCUGAUGAGCGGAACGGUGAUCAGCCACGCGCCACCUUAUCAGCCUGAGCCCCAAAGACCGCCGCUCAAAGAAUGCUACAAUCACCCCGUGAUGGAUUCCGCCUUUAAGACGACGGCGCCGCAGAACCUGGCCUUCUAUCUGGCCACGAUGGCCGGCACCGCUGGAUCCGCUCAGUAUCCCGCGUGGUCCUCCGGCACGGCUCAAGCCGCCGGGCCCCAGGCAGUCGGUUGGUCUGUGCCUCCCGGCGUCAACCAGUAUGAAUACAACCCGGGCGUAUUCCACCCGACUGGCAACACGGAGCCAGAUACCAGCUUUGACAGAAAAGAUGCCGAGUCUGUCACCGGCCAAAACUCAACAAAUACAGUCAUUGUACAUGACCUCGGCCAGUAG